Ectocarpus sp. CCAP 1310/34 is the source of this 2680-nucleotide messenger RNA. The record is from the annotation of a GenBank genome assembly. NCBI's taxonomy places the organism in Eukaryota, Phaeophyceae, Ectocarpales, Ectocarpaceae.
GCAUCCACACACCGGAGACCCUCGUCUAUCGUCGACCACAGGAAGAAACAGAGAGCGAAACCCGAGCACCCGCCUGGAGAAUCAUCUGCCAUUCUAUCGGGUUCGGUCAAUCACGUGUAGCGUCACGUCGCGAGGCGAAAUCCCAACUCGGCUACAGCGGCACCGCAACUUUUGUCCGAUACCCAACGGCCUUGUGAGAGCCCGCGCGAGCGCGCCAACAUGGAGGUGGCGGCAGCGGCUAACCACUACGACGAGAUAGAGGACGAGAUCAAGGCCAGGAAAAUGGCCAUCAGCAAGGCGCAAGCGUAUCCCGCCUCAAACCUCGAGCGGCACGGUAUGAAGCAGCCGGCGGCAGCGACCGCUGGCUCCAAGCUAGCGGCAUAUCGUGCAUCCACGACCGCGAUGACUUCGCACAACAGAACCACGAAACGCUUUCUGAGCCCCUCAGGGCCGAGCGCGCAGCACCCUUCCAAGCUUCCGCGGCCACAGCAGUAUCGCUCGACGUCACCGACACGAGCAGGCAGCAACGCCUCGUCGCCCGUUGGCAGGGGCAGGGGUGACGCAAGUGGAAACGGAGAGAGGGCGGAUGGUGAUGAAUUUGCCGGCAGGGAUUGCAGCAGGGACGAGACGAUCGAGUGGCUUUCCAAGGUGCUCCGCACAAAGAACAUGGAGAUUAAGAACCUGAAAGCCGACCUGAGGCGGUGUGAGGCGGUCGUGAGAGACGUCGACGUGACCGUGGAAAAUAUCAGCAGCGAUUCCGCCGAAACGGACAUGAAGAUCGUUCAUCUCGCUGACGACCUCGCCAUUGAGAAACGAAGCCACCAGGCAGCGAUCGAAAACAUCGAGCGGCAGUCUCAGAGAUUGGCCGAGCUGGAGAAAGUCUCUGCUGAAAAACACGAGGAGAACAUGGUACUGUCGGGACGACUUGAGGAGAUUAUCCACCUGUCCGGUGAGCAGGAGCAGCGGCUCCAGGAAGCAAGGGUGGCAGCAGCGGAAGCAGCGGCAGCGGCGUCGGCUGCGGAGGAAGCGGCAGCGGCGGCGGAGGAAAGGGUAGAGGCGGCGGAGGCGGCAUUGGCUGCGCAGGGAGGGGACGGGCUAGAGAAGGAGCUCGAGAAGUUUAGGCAGGCCGCGGAGAUGAAGGCUAAGCAGUUGGAAGCGGUCCAAGAGCGGGCGAGUAAGACCAACAUGGAGCUACAGCGCUACAAGGGGUUAGCGCGCCGCGGUCGCUUCAAGCGUUUGCUGGCGAAGCUCUGGUGGUUGCUCCGGGCCAUCGGGUUCUUGGGCUUUCUGUUUUUCGCGUACGUUGCGGUGUCCGAAGGCACUUUCCGAUCUCGCGGUGUCGAUGUCUACCGGUUGGCGCACUGAUUUGUCGUUGGUUCUCCUAAUUCGUUUCCCGAUUUUCUGGGUGGCCUUUUGUCUGUGAGCGUUGUUCGAUUUUUUUCUUGUGCUCGCAAAAGUCGACUGUCGGGGGGGGGUACGGCACGCACGGCCGCGAAGACCAAUUUCGGUUCGUGAGUCGAAGACAAGGAAGGUUGCGCAUGAUUGUGUGGUCGUUGUUGUUGCUGAGAAAAGGAAAACCUGUCUGUUAAGUUAGGUGUGAUCCAAAGUGGGAGUGAGUGUCUCGCACCACGAAAGCCACCUCAUGAGCGUCUUGGGCGGAAAAGUGGCGACUCCAUGGGAACCGAAAAAGUACUCACGGGAAAAGGUUUCUCUCUGCUGUUGGUUUUCUUUCCCACCGCGAAGCUGUCGUUGUCGUGUCGUGGUAUUCUCCUCGGGGUAUUGCAUCAUUUGUCACUUGUGUUUGUUUCCUCGUUAGGAGUAUGAUACGCAUGACCUUCGUAUGCAUAUAAUAUGGUCUUGGUUCCAUAUGAGGAAGAGGAGCGUUACGCCGAGACCUCAGUGCUUUGUUCAUGUUUUUUCAGAGGUUUGUGCUAAUAUUGUCGGUCGAAAGCAGAGAUGGAAAGGGAAGGAUAAUCGGUGCAUGUGAUUGUCUUUGCUCAUGUCCUGAAAAAUCGCUCCGCGAGAGCUUUUCUACAUAUGCAACGAGGGCUUGGAUGCUAGAAGACGUGGUUCUGUAGGGAAGUCUUCUUCGUGGGCCCCAAAAGUGUCGUGGAUUCAGAAUAGGCAGCGGGGAUAGAGUGGCUUGAAGGGACUCUGCGUACGGGCGGCGCUCGUAGUUGUUGAGUUUGAGUUAUGCAGCACAACGCGUGGAGUGAUGCCCUCCUUGCAGCGCUCGUGGCGGAAUGGGUGAUCUGGGUUCGUAGCCUGUGUUCAAGUGAUGGGCGUUUCUUCCAAUGUGUACAUCCUCAAUGGUUCUUCGCGGUCUGGGAAGUAUUUAUCAGAAGUCGUAGAAAUAGCGCGCGUGUUGAGGGUGAACGUGCAAGAAGUUGUAUUCCGCGUCAUGGCACGCAUACGUUCAAAAUAGUUUGACUUGUGGGGUGCCAGUGUCCUGUAGUUCACCAGUGGCACAUGCAGCGGUCUUACAUUUGUACCCACGACCAGAAAAACGGCUUAACUUUCGGGUGCUUGUUGGCUACGUGAGCGUGUCGACGACGUCGAUAUGUGUACAUGUUCCCGAGGGAAGUAGGCGAGGUGACUGUCUUGUCUACAAAAUUUCAACACACAAGGUACGUGUUGUAUCGCUGUGUGAGCGCAUCACGAAGGGCAGCGGGUGCGUUGA